UGAUCAUUGAUUUUGACGUACUUCCUAUUGCGGCCACUGCAAUCAGUGAGGUAAAGCAGUUAGAGCACAAAGAUCGCUGCUGCCAUGGAGAUUGAAAUGAUCCUGGAAUGAAUUUCGGAACAGCAUUACAGUACUGUCAUUACAGUACUGACAGUGAGUUAUGGAACGCAGCCACAGAUCGAGAUAAAAAUCACAUCUCUAUGGUUGUGUGUUCACGAAAUCUGUAGGCUCGUUGCAUCGUUAAAUUUUAUCAAUCGGUGAUUAAUCGUUUCUACAUCGUUGUAUAGCGGAUGUGUUUCGUUCUCUUAAAAUAAUUUUCUAUUGUUUUAUAUUGUUUUGUGUUAUUACGCAUUUCCGCCUUUGCUUUUUAAUUCUGAUUUAGCUUCAUCAAUUUUUGAUUUUGUAUUCUUCAAAACACAUUGUGUUUUAUCGUGGCGUUUUGUGUUGGUCCCGAGAAAGGCAAGGCCAUUAUAAGGAGUAAUAGUAGUAAUAAUAAUCGUUAGAUUACCACAUAAUUGAGUGAAUAGUUACAUAACCAUCAAGCCAGUCGAUAUUAGCAAGAACCAGUCAAUGCUUUAUCUCAUGAGUUCAUGUGAUUCCCACAUCUCGAGUAGGCAAUCUAUUGAAUUAUUGAAUCCCAGAUAAAUCGUGACUCUUAAUAUUAAAUCAGAUAUAUCUUGAGACGAAGAUUUUGAUCCAUUUUGAUUCAUUUUGGUCCAUUUUGGUAUACCGAAAUUAUUCAAAAAGAAGAAGAUCUUGGGAAAAAAUAACAGGUGUUGCACUGAUCAGCGAACACAGUUGCACAGUUGAAGGAAGUGAAUCAGGGGUGUGAAUCAGCUGAUCAAUCAUGAACUCCACGAAGACACCGCGCAUCCUCUCGAUCCAGAGUCACGUAGUGUCAGGCUAUGUCGGCAACAAGAGUGCGACUUUCCCGUUGCAGUUGUUGGGCUUUGAAGUUGAUGCAAUUAAUUCUGUACAAUUGUCCAAUCAUACUGGUUACAAAAUGUUUAAAGGCCAAGUACUCAAUGAUAAAGAUCUAGAGGAUUUAGUUGAUGGUUUAGCACAAAAUGGCUUGGACAAUUAUACACACUUACUAACUGGAUAUAUCGGUUCUGCUUCUUUUCUAAAAAGAGUAGUCUUGUUAAUCACAACUUUGAAAGCCAAAAAUCCAAAUCUUACAUAUGUUUGUGAUCCUGUUAUGGGUGACGAUGGAAAGAUGUAUGUCCCACAAGCAUUGAAAGAAAUUUACAAAAAGGAGAUAAUACCAUUGGCGGACGUGGUGACUCCGAAUCAGUUUGAAAUAGAGUUACUUACAGAUGAAAAAAUCACUAAUAUGAACGAACUGCAAAAUGCGAUAAAAAAAUUACAUCAAGCUGGACCAAAAAUUGUAGCUAUUUCAUCAACUGAGCUUAAUGAUAAAUUAACAACAGUAGUGAGCACUGCAAAAGAUGCUACAUUAAUGAAAAUAGACAUUCCUAGAAUACCAGUGACUUUCACAGGUUCUGGAGAUCUCUUUGCCGCACUAUUUCUUGCUCAUAUAUAUUUGCAAAAUGAUAUGAAAACCACCAUGGAAAAAACCAUAAAUUCUCUAUAUAGCGUGUUACUCAACACGUACGAAUAUUCGAAAGUACAUACAGAUGCCAAAAUACAACCUGCUAGAAAAAUCGAAUUGCGACUCGUACAAAGUAAAAACAAUAUUGAAAAUCCAGAGAUUCGUCUGUUUGCGGAAUCUUUAUACAUAUAAAGAUUACAAAAAAUAAGAAAUAAAAAAAUAUUUAAAUAUUGUUUAUGG
This is a messenger RNA of Pogonomyrmex barbatus (red harvester ant), 1792 nucleotides long. RefSeq names its product pyridoxal kinase (gene Pdxk). Gene Ontology annotation, biological process: pyridoxal 5'-phosphate salvage. Gene Ontology annotation, cellular component: cytosol. Gene Ontology annotation, molecular function: pyridoxal kinase activity. The record is from RefSeq and is a predicted model, not a curated record. Lineage: Eukaryota; Metazoa; Arthropoda; Insecta; Hymenoptera; Formicidae.